AUGGCGAAGAUCAAAUUCAAAGUUCGCAAGUUCUUGGCAAAGAUGAAGCUCCGCCGACGAUUCGCGAAAGACGCGAAAGCCACUGCCAAACAUGAGGAGCGUCUGGCUAAAGUCCAGCGGGUCGAGGGGACAGAGCACCGCAUUGAACGCUCGAUGGAUGUUAUGGUUGCUGCUCGUCGCAGUGUGUACGGAGCUCACAUGCUCCCUCGCACAACCAACUUCGGGGUCACCCCUGAGGAGGCCCGUGAACUCCAUCAGAGUCAGCAGGCUUACAACGCUGCUCACGCCACUGUUGGUAAGGACGUCGCCACCCCGGAUGGGGGUGGUAUCUGGGAUGGCGGUGCUGCUAAGGACGACGACGCGACUGGCAACCCCAACCCCAACCUUAUCUAA
This is a messenger RNA of Fusarium mangiferae, 393 nucleotides long. RefSeq lists its product as uncharacterized. The record is from RefSeq and is a predicted model, not a curated record. The transcript has 2 exons. Lineage: Eukaryota; Fungi; Ascomycota; Sordariomycetes; Hypocreales; Nectriaceae. Bases 1 to 393 code for a protein of 130 amino acids.